Odontomachus brunneus is the source of this 3499-nucleotide messenger RNA. RefSeq lists its product as uncharacterized. Gene Ontology annotation, cellular component: extracellular region. NCBI's taxonomy places the organism in Eukaryota, Metazoa, Arthropoda, Insecta, Hymenoptera, Formicidae. Gene Ontology annotation, molecular function: chitin binding. The transcript has 4 exons. The record is from RefSeq and is a predicted model, not a curated record. The coding region runs from base 703 to 1311 and encodes 202 amino acids.
CGCAUCGAUCAACAUCGUUCCGCAUUUUACACGUCUCUUAUUUGCCAAAAGUGAGUCCCCUGCGGAUGCAAGUGUCGGGAAUGUCGAAAUAACGAUGUGCGAUCGUCGUGUGAGACGUAUCGGAAUGUAUUGUUCGAAGGCUCCAAGCACGGAGGAGACAAGGUGUGUCGCGAUUCGUCGUCGUCGUCGUGAGCCGGCCAGAAGGUCGGUACGGUCGCGAGUCGCCUCGAGGAGGAUUCCUUCGCGAAGGGAAAGAAACCGGCCGCCUCCUCCUCGCCUCGUGAUCGGAGUCGAGGAGAGAGACUGGAACGGAGCUGGGUUGGAGCGGAGUGUGCUGGUGGUGCCGAGGCUAAUACCUGGCCGCGAACAAGCGAACGAGCCUUUCCUCAGUCUUUCACGUCCCGAGCGACCGGUCGGAUUGCCGAACAGACGCAACACACGCACCGUUCUCGGCGACCGGCGCGAGUUUCGCUCGCACGACGUCGUCCCGCACCGUGCGGAUUUCCGUGCACGCGAGUGUGCGAGCGAGUCGACGACAGGGGACGGAGUGGAAUCGAGACGAUGUGUGCCACGCGAUCCGUCAACAACGCGUAGAGACGUGCAGCCGCCGUCGGUGGGUGCUGGUGGAUUCGCCCUGGUGGACCCGCCCCGAGAGGAGGACGGUAGAAGCGGACGAGGGGCAGGGGAGAAGAGGGAUAUAAUAUGAGGCUCCUCUGCGUGGCGAUUGCCAUCGCGAGUGCAGCGUUUCUCUUGACAAUUGCCGGAGGUGCGCGUGGCGGCGGUCGCAGCAGCAAGGUGUCGAAGCGGGCGAAGCCGCUCGACCCCGCCGAGGACGACUAUUACUACGAUGACGCGGAUCCCGUGGACGAGAGGAACAAUCCGACGAACGAGGCGCCGGCCGUACCGCCCGGAUUCCUGAGCCCGUCUGUGCGAGAGUACCUCGAUCUUGGUAAAUCGAUACCUGGUCGGCCAGGCACGGAUUAUCCGGUGCUGGGUAAGGUGCCCUACACGAAUUUCUACUGCGACGACCAGUCCUUCCCCGGCUUCUUCGCCGACGUGGAGACGAGAUGCCAGGCGUGGCAUUAUUGCGACAUAGACGGCCGACAGGCAACGUUCCUCUGCCCGAACGGCACGCAAUUCAGCCAAGCGGUCUUCGUCUGCGACUGGUGGUUCAACGUGAGGUGCGAGCUCAGCCCGAAGCUCUACGCCAUCAACAGUCGACUUUACGGUACGCCCACCGAGAGCCCGACCAGACCUCACCGGCUGAUCACGAAGGAGCUUCUCGAGAACAUCUUCGUGCGUAGGAAAUGAAGGGGGCGGCGGGACGGCACGCGAUACAUCGUACCGGGACAAAGAGAGAAGAAAACGGGAGAGAGAAAAGAAGAGGUGGCGACAGGUCGCCCGAGGUGGAGGAUGCGGGGAGAAUCGCGAAGAGCGCCAACGGACAAUGGCGUGCGCCAAAAAAUACCCUCCGGACGCACGUACAUACCUACGCGCGGCAGUCUUUCCUUCCUUCGGCGAGUCGCCACGGGUCGUAUUCCUCUCCCGAGAGUCUCCCAGGCUUCAGGACGCAAUCGCGAUCACUUAAUUAUUCCAUCAGCGACUGAUGGAAUAAUGAGACUGGCGUUGCGACUUGUCCUGUCGCGGAACUUCCAAAGGAUACGCGGAGACACGCAGAGGGGGAGAAAGAGAAUACCCGACGAUCACCCCUCGCGAGCGGGAAACGACCGGUGGCGAAAUUGUCCGGCGAACGCGAUCGACGGCUGCUGCGCGAAUACCGGAGGGUCGAGUGGCGAACAUCGCCGAUACAUCGCGACGAGUCACUCCUGGAGAGCGUACUCGAGUCGCUGAAGAAUCGCGGAGGACGGGAGAUUACCCGGCGGAUAAAUCUUUGUCCAAUGAAUAUCGAAGCGCGAUCACGCCGAGGACGAGAGAGAGAACGUUCGCUCGAGAGCGAGGAGGACUGCGAUUCGACUGGAUGAGCACCGCUGCGUCAAUAAAAGAGGAAACGGAGUGGUGGGGCGCGACUUCCUCCAUCUCUCCCCGUCAGCGAUCGUCCUACCCCUUCUGGCGCGGAAAUGCGACCAUCGUCCUGCAGCCUGGAUGCGGUUCUUAAUCGUUGAUGAGAUCGCGUUCGAAGCGAGGCAGCCGAGGAUCCGUCCGGAGAGAAUAAGAAGCUCCGGAAGCUGAUCGUUACGGCGGAAGUGUGAGCCAUCGGCUCGAGCAAUACGUGCCGCACAUCUGUGCGAGAGUCGACCGAGUGGCUCCUUGAUCGAUCAUCAAAUCCGGAUGGUCGGCCGACGCUUCGAACGUCGUGGUGACUUCCGUUCAGACCAUUCUACAAUUGCGUAAGCGUGGUCGUGAGUGCUUGUAAGUGAUUACGAAAAGCAAUAGGAAUAAAACAAUCAGCGAAUAAAACGACCGGUUGGCUCUUACGUUCACGAUCACGCUUACGCAAUUGUAGAAUGGCCGACUUAUGUGCUCUCGGCCUCUUCGGCGACUCCGAGCGCGCAGAGUCUUAUGUUUAUCGAUCGAUCGGCCAAUUGGCGAAAGUAUCGUGGCGCAAAAAUGAUCUUGAUCGUGAGCAAAUAUUCGCAGCGCGAAAUUCACAAUGAGGAGAGGUGAAAUCCUGUCAUACGAUCGAGCGAUGUCGUAUUCAUGCCGCUUGAAAAUUUAAACAUUUGCUCGCGGCGUAUUCGUCCCUAAAGAAAUUAAUGCGUUGCCGCGAAGCGUAACGAUGCAGAUUGCAAAAGCUCUAAAGACCAAGUUACAGAUCUAUCAAAUUUCUCCCGGCCGUUUCUCCGUGGCCGGCAAAUCGGGAGAUACAAAAAGAUACUGCAGGACAUGUGAAGAACGAAACAACGGCUGUGCAGAGCAAUCGUUCGAACGGAAUCGUCCUCGCGACAAUAACGCGCGUCGUCGCCGACCGAGCCGCGUCGAAGGGGUGAAAAAAUCGGCGCGUUUCGCGCGCGCGUCCGCAUUGGCGGGUGCGAAAGUCGAUGCCUCCGGAAAUCAAUACCCGAUAAUACGAUUGUAAACGCGUGAUGUCCGAGCGAAGUACGACAGCAGCGGGCUCGCCGAGCAAUUAGUAAUAGCAUGUCGUCCGAUCGCGAUAUUGUUGCGGCGUCGCGCGCUGAAAAGUGACCGUCACACGCGACGAGUACUCGCCACACACACACGCCAAUAAAUGAAUAUAUAUGCGCGACCACACGCAUCGCAAAUUGCGCAUCAAGAUCGCAACCGGGCGGCCAUGAUUUUUCACAGCCAGAAGCAGGAAAGGAGGGAUAAAGGGAAGGACAAGAAGCAGCGAACAACGACAUUAUCCUCGAUCGCGUCGCGAGUUUGUUGUAUUAGUUAGUUAAUUGUUGAGAAAAACUGUGAAAAAAAAGAAAGAAUGAGAGAGAGAGAGAGAGAACUUACAAGAGAAAAAAAUAUCUAAAAAAUAAAAAAAUAUUCAUGCACUAAUAACAUAUUUCCAUUUAAAUUCUUUUUUUUAGGA